Molecule: messenger RNA, 1349 nt
Organism: Oppia nitens
Lineage: Eukaryota; Metazoa; Arthropoda; Arachnida; Sarcoptiformes; Oppiidae
Product: monocarboxylate transporter 4-like
Exons: 5
Coding region: 58-1347 (429 amino acids)
Biological process (GO): monocarboxylic acid transport; transmembrane transport
Molecular function (GO): monocarboxylic acid transmembrane transporter activity
Source: RefSeq, a predicted model, not a curated record
GUCACCUAAUAAUCACUAAUAAUAAGAAUAAUAAGCAAUUUUUUUUGACAAAAAACAAUGCCUACAUCUCCAUCCCUAAAAAACUUGAAUCAGUAUAAAGCACCGGAUGGUGGCUGGGGUUGGGUUAUAGUUUUCGGCUCUUUUAUGGUCAGUGUUAUCGGCGAUGGCUUCUCCUAUACGACCGGUUUGUUUUACGCCGAGUUUCUUAGAGAGUACGGAGAGUCGGAAACGGUUACGUCGUUGUUUGACUCGAUAAUGACGGGAACAAUAUAUUGCAUCGGUCCCGUAGCCAGUGGUCUGACCACAACAUAUGGUUGUCGCAAAAUAGCCAUUUUGGGCUCAAUUUUGGCUACCGGCGGAAUGGUGGCCAGUACUAUUUUGGACAGUAUUUAUACACAUUGUUUGACACUUGGUCUGAUUACGGGUAUGGGACUCGGGUUUCUCUAUUUACCUCAAGUAAUGAUAGUAACCUAUUGGUUUGACAAACACUUAUCGCUGGCCACCGGCAUCAGUGUCUGCGGUUCGGGUAUCGGUAUAGCCAUAUUUGCCUUAUUGUCGGAGAAGCUGCUGAACGUAUUCAAUAGCUGGAAGAGUGCGAUGCUAUUGUUGGCCUCAAUAAUGUUUACUUGUGUCGGCUUUUCAUCGUUGUUUCGUAAAGUCGAUUAUAUGCAAGAAAAAAGUGAUCUCAAGAGUGCCCUAAAAGAGACAUUCAAUUUCAAGAUAUUCAAAGACGGUGUGUUCAUCUACUUCGCGAUCGCCAACUUUCUCAAUGGUAGCGUAUUUUAUGUGCCAAUCAUUUUCCUCAAAGACCAUGUCGUGAAAACUCAUAUCGGAACCGAUGCCGAAGCCGUACAACUGUUGGUCUAUUUUGGUUUGUCCAAUGCAUUCGGGCGGGCAUUUUUCGGCUACGUUGCCGACUUUCAAUCACUGAAUCGUAUAGUAAUGUACGGCCUGUCUAUUAUAUCGUACGGUGUGGCCAUUGCAUUGAUGGCCUCUUUUGGCACUCAAUACAUCUAUAUGAUCGUAUGGGUUGUCAUGUUUGGUCUAUCCGAAGGAGCAUUCAUAACAUUAUCAUCGGUAGUAUUAGUAGACUUGUUUGGUAUGGACAGAGUGACCAAUGUGUUUGGCAUAAUCAAUCUGAUAGCGGGAAUGGCAUCUUUUAUUGGUCCGCCACUUAUUGCUAAAACCUUUGACAAAGUGACGGGUUAUACAACGGGUUUCUAUAUAACAUCGAUGUUGACUAUAUUUAGCGGAUUAAUGCUAUUAAUGUUGCCAUUGAUUCACAAAAGUUUAGAUAAUGUUUGGACAAAAAAACAGACAGACAUUGAAGAAAAUGUGAAAAAAUAAUG